This is a messenger RNA of Suillus bovinus, 700 nucleotides long. RefSeq lists its product as uncharacterized. The transcript is spliced from 2 exons. Bases 208 to 582 code for a protein of 124 amino acids. Lineage: Eukaryota; Fungi; Basidiomycota; Agaricomycetes; Boletales; Suillaceae. The record is from RefSeq and is a predicted model, not a curated record.
GCUCACAGUAACAGACUCUGCAUCUCGCCAGUUGUCAACAACAGAUGGAAUUUUGGAAUGUGUAAUAGUUAAAACAACCACGACAAAGAGCGCUUUGAGGUUGUGUUAGACAUUGCGCAAUGCUUGAGUCAAGCACUAACAAUAGCUUCAAGUUGUUUGUUUCUGUGACUCCGAGUCGGACACGGUCAGUUUUGCCUGUGGACCGCCAUGACCUCAGCAUACCCUCAAACAACCUCAUCAUCUCCUGCUCAUAAUUUGGUCAUCCCACCAGUACUACACUCUCCUCCGUCACUUUCAAAUCUCAAAGAUCACCAUUUCAACACAGGCCACCUAUACGUGACCACUCCGACUCUUGGAAGUUCAGCAUCAUCUGUAACGAAUCUUGAUUUGAAUGACGGCAUACUUGUCCACGAGGUGGACCCAGAGGUGGACACCACACACAGCGAAGAUACCACUGCAGUUGGCCAGAUAGAUGAUGUAGCUGGUGAAGAAUCCAGGAAGAACCUGCGGGAUCAUCUACGGCGGACUUUGAGUGUUCAGAGGGAGAAAUCAGGUAUUUUUAUCUUGAUCAGUGCAUACUAGCACUUCUAAGAGUGUUGCAGACGCAAAGCGAAAAACUGAUGAAUUUCUAGAAAUUAGUUCUGUGUUUGCUGACACAACUCUUGAAGAAUAUAGACCUCGAGAGUACUUUGUACUCACC